UAUGACAUAUUAAAUCUGCGUGACAUGAAUUGAAAACACGAGCCUUCUGGAUUCCAGUAGAAUAUGGUGCAAAUUGAUGAAAACUCUGUUUAAAAUUCGUGAAAGAUAAGUGUACGAUAUAAUCGUAGUAACCAAAGGUUUAAUAAUACAUGUACAUAUACAUGUAAUACUUAUUUAUACUAUAGAACAGUUUUGACAACCACCAGUUCGAAUCAAAACCUCAAACUGGCAAACGAUGGUGCAAUGUUAUUACAGGCCAAGAUCUCAGUUGGCCUUCGUUUGAAUUUGGCCAGGAUCGAUGUCAUGCGCGUGCUGGCUAUUCAUGAUUAUACAGAUUUACGUAAUUUUAGGCCUAGAGAAACAUUUUCAGACGUUCAAUGUGGAAAUGAAAGUAAUAUAAACAGGGAUCACUCUUUUGAAACCAUUUAUUUUGUUUGCUUUACUUUGCUACUGUGGUUUUCGCUUUUUUGUUUAUGUUGUUGUUGCUAUUGUAGAUCUGGGCCUACCUGAUUUUCGUAUAGCGGUUUUUUGUUGUUGGUAUUUUCCCUUUUUAAAAAGCAGUAUUUGUAGAAAAAAACCAAGCUGGAAAAAAUUCUUCGCUUUAGGUCUUUAGAAUUUGCUUUACGUAAGGUCAGUUUCUAGCAAUAAUACAUUUAAUAAUAUAAUAACGAAGUUGGUUAUAAUUUUUUUUAAAAAUGCCUUAUUUGAUUUCAAAGCAGUUCUUGGGAAAAUCUGGCAGUCCUUCCAAAUCUCAAUCCAAGAUGGAGUACGAUGUCAGAGACCACCGCGGCAAAAUCAAAACAAGGCCUAUCCCCAAGCCUCGCAAGUUUAGCCCGUACACGGUUGCUCAAAGAGAAGCAGGCCGUGCCUAUGAUCAGAUUCUGGGAACACUGUACGGUGUGGUCACCGGUGAUGCCAUUGGUCAUUUGACAGAGUCUUUGUCCAAGGCUCAGGCUCACAAGGUGUAUGGUUCAGUUUGUAAAGAGCUUGAGCUGGGUCACAAGAAGCUCCUCAAUGACACCACACGCAGGAAGUGGCAGCUGUGUGACUGGACAGAUGAAGCCGACAUGAUGCUCUUGAUCACCGAGUCGCUCAUCUACAACAGAGGACAGGUGUCAACAACAGACCUCGCCAAGCGCCUGAUGGACUGGUCGGAGCGGGGCUACCCAGAGCUCGGGGACACCGCCGGCUACGGUCUGGACAAGUACACCAAGGCUGUCAUCGCUCAUCCACAGUUCUCAGAGGCUCCAAAAGAUGCAGCGAACAUUUGCUGGAGGAACGGGCCGAAGCAGGCCGGGGCGAGCAACAGUGCGGUGAGCCGUACAGCUAUUCUGGGAAUCCAUUACUACAAUGCCCACGCCAAAGUCCUCCAGAACACGACGGAAGUUUGUAUGAUCACACACCCCGACCCGAGAUGUGCGGCGUCGUGCGUUGCCGUGACAACGGCCAUAUCCCUGAUGCUUCAGCAGAAACACGUGAAGAAAAGUGGUCAGCUGGACGUGGAGGAAGUGAUCAGCGAGAGCUACAGAUACGCCUCGGGCUGUCUGCUGGGCCGGCCCGUGGAGGAGUUGAAGUCUUUGAAGCGACACAUGCUGGCGAGGUCGCUGAAGGAGCUAGAGCUCGGCGACGUUGGCAACAUGAGCUUCACCUACAAGGCAGUCGGGGCCGGAUUCUGGGCGCUGAAGCAGAAGAACUUCCGGACCGCGAUACAGGACAUUGUCAUGGAGGGCGGUGACGCUGACGGCAAUGGUGCUGUGGCUGGUGCCCUCCUGGGCUGUAAGCUGGGCUUUCCCGCCGUGCCCCCGUCGUGGGUGGAGGGUCUGCGACAUCGGGGAUGGCUGGACGAGCUGGUCAACAGAUAUCUCCACAUGAUGGAGCAAGGCAGAGCGACGGCCAAGGCGGAGUCUACCGUGUGAUGGGCUGGUGUUGGUGAUGCGUGUGGAACAAACUGGCUGAAUCUUGAUGUAGGGAGGACAAGUGGGGAGGAGAAGGAGGAAGGAGACAGGAGUGACAAUCAGAACUGUAUAGAUCAGUCGUUCGGCACUUAUAUGACCUUAUUGUGUUGCAAAUGCCGUAAAACACUUACUAAAACUAAAAAAUAGAACAGCCAGGAGAAUAAGGGAACCAGGUUCUUACUGGGGCUGAUGGUGGUUGUGAUAUAUUCUGUUUGUGCGUGUGUCUGGAGUGAGGUACGGAGCUUUGGUGUGUCUGGUGUCUGUGCGCGGUUCUCUGACUGACGGUGAGCCCAGUGACGAAGGAUGAAAUGUUUGGGGGAGUGGAGGGAGUGAGGAGAAGAGGCAGACCAUUGUUGGUGUGUGCGCGCACGGUUGUCUCACUGAUGCUGAGAGCAGUGACGAAGGACGAGAUGUUGGGGGGAGUGGAGGGAGUGAGGAGAAGAGGCAGACCACCAUAGUUGCUGCCUGGUCUGUGCGCGGUUCUCUGGCUGAUGCUGAGCGCAUUGACAAAGGACGAAAUGUUUGAGGAAGUAGAAGGGGGUGAGGAGAAGAGGCAGACCACCAUAGUUGCUGCUGCUUGGCGUCUCAGGCUGGAUCCUGCGGACCUUUGUUUGGAGAGAAGUACACCACAGUUUGUUUUCUGUAUAAUGUUAUAUCAUGUUGUCUGCUCCAAGCUUUGUCCGCUUGCCAGAGUUUCUUUUAUGUAUUGUGCGUUGUUGGCAGGUGCUCUGGUGUGGUUUGCUUCUUCUUUCCUAUCAAACAUCUAUCGUCCUGAU
This is a messenger RNA of Aplysia californica (California sea hare), 2731 nucleotides long. RefSeq names its product ADP-ribosylarginine hydrolase Tri1. Bases 696 to 1916 code for a protein of 406 amino acids. Lineage: Eukaryota; Metazoa; Mollusca; Gastropoda; Aplysiida; Aplysiidae. The record is from RefSeq and is a predicted model, not a curated record. The transcript has 9 exons.